AUGAUGGAAGGGGAGCCCGCAACCCCGGGCGUCACCCGCCUACCCGACGAGGAGACCUCCUUCGUCGGGCGCAAGGUGGAGGCGCCGCGACGUCGUCAGCGGCGACAGCAAGCCAAGAAGAAGCGCAUCGCGGUGCUGGGCGUGUCGGUCGUGACCAUGCUCGUGUUCGGAGCCGUGUGCGCCUUCUUGGCCCUGCCGUCCGGACCUACCGAGACGAUGAAGACGGCCGUGUCCCAAGCCAUGGAGAGCGAUCCGGCGAACGCCACUGCGACUCAAGUGUUCAUCCCCAGCUUCGCCGCCUACGAUGAGGACGGAGACGGCAAAGUCUCGCUUGGAGAGUACCUGGAUCGACUGGCGAUCAAUCGCGACGCAGCGCUCAAGCGCGUGGACGAGUCGAGUCUCGACGACGCGGACAAGACGCAGAUCUCGGACCUGCUGAACGAGGACUUCAGCAAACACUCGGACUGUGUCGCGCUCGUCACGAAGCAGGACGAGGACACGAUGAUGACCAAGGAGAACUUCGAUGAGGUUUACGAGGAGAUCACGACGGGCUUCUGUCCGCUGAGUGACGACCGCAUCCCCAACGAGUACCUGUUGACGGAGACUGCACCGGGCGAGGACGAGCUGGCUCCGACUGAGGUGGACCCUACAACGGGUGACAGCUCGACGACGAGUGGAUCGGACGAAGCGAGUGCGUCGACUUCAGCAAGUGAAGAAGCUGCGUCUACCCCAAGCGUGGAAAGCACCUCAGAUGGUGCAGCUCCGCCAAGUAACGAAAUCGGAUGGAACCCCGACCAGCCUACGCUGCCCCCACGCGUGAUAGUCGACGACGACGCAAAGCCUGAAGAGGGUGUUGGAGCAGGACAAUGGAAUCCGAUCUACCCGAGCGACCCGCCAAUUCCGGCUCCCAGCAACGACCCGCAGGUGAACGCGUGGACUCCUGAAGAGCCCACCGAUCCACCGAGUGCCGUCACUGCCGACACUAAAAGUGAAGAAGAUUCAGCGAGUGCUUCUCAGGAAGCACCACGCGCUAGCAACGGUGUCGGCGAAGAUGAAUGGAACCCAGUGUUUCCAACCGAGCCUCCGUCACCGUCGAGCGACAAGGAUCAAGAACAGAAGGCGUUUUCAAUCGGUACCAUGUUGGACCCCCAAGCGGCCGCGUACGAGACCCCUCUCGCCGAGACGUCCCCCGAAAGCGAGCAGCAAGCUGGUAUCUACAACGCAUACACUGGCGCUGAGACGACGGGCACUCAGUCCAAUCCGGAAUACAAGUCGCCGAUUGCUGAGACAGCUCCCAAGGCCGAGCAGGCAGUGGGUGCAUUCAACAGCCACAGUGAGACUACUGGUACUCAAUCCAACCCAGAAGUGGCGACUGAGAAGAAGGAAUCUGAGGGCAUUGCUACGUACAAGUCGGACACUACAACUACCGGCGAGACUGCUACUUACGGAGCUCCUGCAGGUCUGCAACCGACUGGAGCCUACAACAGCUACAACGCCUAUCAAGGUUAUUCCAACAACUACAACAAGGGGGCUGCUAACACGUACACGGGUGCCGGGACGACAUAUGGCAACCCAAGCGGCCAGCAGCCAAGUGGGGCUUACAACCAAGGCUACUACAGCGGCUACACGGGUGCUGCUAACAAUGGUGGCGCCUAUAACGCUUACCAAGGCUACAGUGGCCACACAGGUGCUACCAACAAUGCUGGUGCUUACAACGCGUACACUGGCGCUGGAACGACGACGUACGGCGGUGGGCAGCAGACAACGGGAGCUUACAACACUUACAACGGCUACAACGGAGCCGGACAGCAGACCGGUGGGGGCUACAACGCCUACAAUGGCUACACUGGUGCCGCGACUGCUGGCACCUACAAGUCGUACACUGGUGCUGAUGGGACGACUGAGUACGGCGAAUCGAAGGGCACGAGGCAGCUACGUUCGGCGGGGAGCCCUGCUAAGCACCUUUAA
Phytophthora sojae is the source of this 1968-nucleotide messenger RNA. RefSeq lists its product as hypothetical. Gene Ontology annotation, molecular function: calcium ion binding. The transcript has 2 exons. The coding region runs from base 1 to 1968 and encodes 655 amino acids. The record is from RefSeq and is a predicted model, not a curated record. NCBI's taxonomy places the organism in Eukaryota, Oomycota, Peronosporomycetes, Peronosporales, Peronosporaceae.